Messenger RNA from Eremothecium sinecaudum, 1386 nucleotides. It is a transcript of the gene MAS1, whose product is annotated as mitochondrial processing peptidase. Lineage: Eukaryota; Fungi; Ascomycota; Saccharomycetes; Saccharomycetales; Saccharomycetaceae. Bases 1 to 1386 code for a protein of 461 amino acids. The transcript has a single exon. Gene Ontology annotation, cellular component: mitochondrion. Gene Ontology annotation, molecular function: metalloendopeptidase activity; metal ion binding. The record is from RefSeq and is a predicted model, not a curated record.
AUGUUAGGUCACUUAAAGGGGAGUAUUCGCAGGAUUGCAAGUGCGGCUGUAAAUAACGGUUUACCUCAAACACGUAUUUCGCGGCUAAAUAAUGGUCUUACUGUUGCAUCUGAAGUGCUACCCAAUACAUCUACAGCUACUGUUGGUAUUUUUAUAGAUACUGGUUCAAGAGCUGAAAACGAGAAAAACAAUGGUACUGCCCAUUUCUUAGAACAUUUGGCAUUCAAGGGAACGAAGAAUAGGUCACAAGUAGGGAUUGAAUUAGAAAUCGAGAACAUGGGAUCACAUUUAAAUGCAUAUACAUCCAGAGAAAAUACUGUCUAUUACGCUAAAUCGCUUAAAGAAGACAUUCCCAAGGCUAUUGAUAUGUUAAGUGAUAUUUUAACUCGCUCUGUCUUAGAUCCUCAAGCAAUCGAAAGAGAGCGUGAUGUGAUUAUAAGGGAAUCCGAAGAGGUUGACAAGAUGUACGAUGAAGUCGUAUUUGACCACCUUCACGCCAUUACUUAUAAAGGACAGCCUUUGGGAAGGACUAUUCUGGGCCCUAUUGAAAAUAUCAAGUCGAUAAAGAGGGAUGAUUUGCAAGACUACAUUUCAACGCAUUAUACGGGAGAUAGAAUGGCUCUUGUGGGUGCAGGUGCUGUUGAUCACGAUAGUUUAGUGAAGUAUGCAGAGACAUACUUUGGUCAUAUCCGUAAGUCAAAAGCUCCAGUACCUUUGGGUAUGCCUCGGGGACCACUACCAGUUUUUUAUGGUGGUGAGUUGAAGAUACAGGACGAUAAUUUGCCUACUACUCAUGUUGUGAUGGCUGUAGAAGGUGUUUCAUGGGCGGCUCCAGACUACUUCACAGCAUUAUGUACUCAGGCUAUUGUUGGUAAUUGGGAUAGAGCGUUUGGUACUGGUACAAAUUCUCCGUCUCCGUUGGCUGCCGCUGCAUCAGAGAACGGUACCCUUGCUAACUCAUAUAUGUCUUAUUCUACAUCUUAUGCAGAUUCUGGCUUAUGGGGUAUGUAUAUUGUGACUGAAUCCAGGAAGCAUAAUGUAAAACUAAUAAUAGAUCAAAUACUGCAGGAGUGGUCUCGUAUUAAAUCAGGGAAGAUUACUGACAGUGAAGUUGAGAGAGCCAAGGCGCAACUCAAAGCGUCUCUACUCCUCUCUCUUGAUGGUUCUACGGCGAUUGUAGAGGAUAUUGGUAGGCAGAUCGUUACAACUGGUAAACGGUUAUCUCCGGAAGAGGUAUUUGAAAAAGUUGACAAAAUCCAAAAGGAAGAUAUAAUAAUUUGGGCUAAUUACAGGUUAAAAGAUAAACCAUUAUCUAUUGUAUCUCUGGGGAAUACUACCACUGUGCCUUCUUUGAAUUAUAUUCAAAAAACUUUAAAUAAAUCCUAA